This is a messenger RNA of Astyanax mexicanus (Mexican tetra), 3900 nucleotides long. RefSeq names its product pyruvate dehydrogenase (acetyl-transferring) kinase isozyme 2, mitochondrial. Lineage: Eukaryota; Metazoa; Chordata; Actinopteri; Characiformes; Acestrorhamphidae. Gene Ontology annotation, molecular function: pyruvate dehydrogenase (acetyl-transferring) kinase activity. Gene Ontology annotation, biological process: protein phosphorylation; regulation of glucose metabolic process. The record is from RefSeq and is a predicted model, not a curated record. Gene Ontology annotation, cellular component: mitochondrion. The coding region runs from base 125 to 1351 and encodes 408 amino acids. The transcript is spliced from 11 exons.
GAUUAAACACUCUGAGCUGUACAGGAACAGGAUUCAGAUAUCUCCACCUAAACCACCAGUGUUCACCAGUCUCUACCAUUAGCGCUUUCUCGGUUCUCCAGCAGAACAUCAGGGUUCAGACAGCAUGAAGUCCGUACGGUUCAUCAUGAGGAACGCCGCUCUGGCCAAUGUGCCGAAGCACGUCGACCACUUCUCCAAGUUUUCACCAUCACCUCUAUCAAUGAAGCAGUUCCUGGACUUUGGUUCCAUAAACGCCUGUGAGAAGACCUCCUUCAAGUUCCUCAGGCAGGAGCUGCCGGUCAGACUCGCCAACAUCAUGAAGGAGAUCCGCCUGCUGCCCCCCCGCCUCCUCAGCACCCCCUCCGCUCAGCUCGUACACAGCUGGUAUGUCCAGAGUUUAAUGGAGCUUCUUGAUUUCCUGGAUAAAAGCCCAGAAGAUCAUGUGGUUCUGCAGGACUUUGUGGAAGCCCUGGUGGCGAUAAGAAACCGCCAUAAUGACGUGGUUCCCACCAUGGCUCAGGGCGUGAUUGAGUAUAAAGAGGCGUUUGGACAGGACCCCGUCACCAGCCAGAACAUUCAGUACUUCCUGGAUCGGUUCUACAUGAGCCGCAUCUCCAUCCGCAUGCUCAUCAACCAGCACACAUUGAUCUUUGACUCCGCCUCCCAGCCGGCCCCCAGUACCAUUGGCUGCAUUGACCCCAACUGCAAGGUCACUGAAGUCAUUGAAGAUGCGUAUGAAUGUGCGAAGCUGCUGUGUGAGCAGUACUACAUGUGCUUUCCUGAGCUGAAGCUCCAGGAGAUAAAUGUGAAUAACAAGACUGAACCCAUCCGCAUCUCCUAUGUUCCCUCACACCUCUACCAUGUGCUCUUCGAGCUCUUCAAGAAUUCAAUGAGAGCUACAAUUGAGAACCAUGAGUCCAGCAGCUCUUUACCACCCAUUAAAGUCAUGGUCGCUCUGGGAGGAGAAGACCUGUCAAUCAAGAUGAGUGACAGAGGAGGCGGAGUUCCUUCCCGUAAGAUUGAGCGUCUCUUCAGCUACAUGUACUCUACAGCCCCCCGCCCAGAGAUCACCACCCAGCGCCGCACACCACUGGCCGGUUAUGGUUAUGGGCUGCCGCUCUCUCGUCUCUACAUUCGAUAUUUCCAGGGGGAUCUACAGCUCUACCCACUGGAGGGCUUCGGCACUGACGCCAUCAUUCACAUGAAGGCUCUGUCCACAGACUCGGUGGAGAAGCUUCCGGUGUUUAAUAAAACCGCACUGCGCCACUAUAAAUCCAGUCAGGAAGCAGAUGAUUGGUGCGUUCCGAAGAAAGAGCCGCUGGAUUUGGCCAGAAACAGCUCGGCUAAGUGAAGAUCUGGACCGGACCGCUGCAGAGCGGAUCUGAGACCAAAUCUAAAGCUGGGACCAGCGAGGGACCCUCCGUCUGCUGAGGGACCACCCUGACCAAACUCCCAGAAAGAACCACAGUGUUCUUUAGGCCAGUGGAACUGAGAGGUGGCCAAAGUCCAAGAACCUGAAAAACAAAACUAGGAGUGGAGAACCUGCAGGAAAGCGUGAAGAGCACGGGAAGAGUGUGUGUGGAAGUGUGUGUGUUCACAGUUCUGAAACAGAAAGUGUUUUUAGAAGAGCGUGGACCACAGAAUCUUUAAAAUGCAUUUUAAUGACCCUCUGCUAAAACCCAAAGUCUUGAAGCCUUAACUGCUGUUAAGAUGCAACAGUGAGUUUAAUCAUAACCAGAAAACCUUAGAAAAAUAAUAUAAUUAAAUUACCAAUCAUGAGUUACAUUAAUCUCUUUAAUUCUCAGUUCUUGAGUCUUAAAGCUUAGGUUCACUGCAGACUGACUGAAGUUUUCUACAGUUAUAGGCAUUAAACUGAGGACUGGAUUUCCUUACAAUCUAGCAAAUAACCUUAAGACCAAUCCAACAAAUGCUGUUUUUGCUUUUUGAUAACGUGGUAGCCUUCUGGAGUUGCAUAAACACUUAGAAACAUAAUAAAUACAGAAGAAAACCCAGAACUUUUAGCAUUUUUAGUGAAAAUAACAUGCAAAAACACCAAUUUUAUAUAUACAAACCUGGUAUAUAUGGUAACAAUUCCCAGCAGAAGACCUUAAACAUCUUUAUUCUUUCGCUCUUCAAUCUGCUGACAUGUUACAACCAACUGUUCAUGUUUAAAUCUAUGGUUAUAGUUGAUCUAAAACAAAAAAAACCUUAAGAACAAAGAUUGAAAAGUGGGUGAAUUAUUAAAUGUAUGGGAUGUACCAUAUUUAAGUGCACUUAAAAUCCUUAAAUUUUUUAAAAAUCAUCAGUACGCCUUAUGUAUGAAUUCUUCCAGUCUGGUAUUGGGUAGCAGUGAAGUUUCUCCAGCACCAAGGCUGUAGCAGUAUUAGCAUUAGCUGCUAACUGUGCUAGUGCUAGCUCUUUCACUGUUCAGAGGCGAGUAUAUCGGACUGUAGUCUGCGUGUUUACCGUAUUAAAACAAGUCAAGACUUGACUUGACUUAAAACAAGCUUAAAACAAGCUAAAACGCCUUAAAACAAGCUACCGCUAGCUGAUAGUGCCCUGGCUUACCAGAACACUCAGGGUUCCUCUGUGUAGCGCUGUUGGCCGGUGUUUACUAGCGCUAAGUGCUGCUAACCGUGGCUAGCGCUGCUAAUAACCCCAAAUAAACAGUUUUCAGGAGAGAAAUCUGUGUAGAUUUACGUUCAGCACUUGUUAAACGUUGAAAGAUAAUGUUUUAAGAAUUUUAAGGAUUACAGCUACAAGGGAAAUAUGGCGACACCCUUGUUCCUUACUAGUGUCGCUUAAAAUGAGCCUUAAAAUAAUCCGGUGCACCUUAUGUAUGAAAAUAUACCAGAAAAUAGACAUUCAUUGAUGGUGCACCAUAUUGUUGGUAUGUAAAAUACAGUAGGUGAAUGUCUAAAAAACUAAGUACAGAAAAGAAACAAUUAAAAAAAAAAGUUUCUCUUUUUAUAUAUGUAUUAUAAUUAAAGCCAAUAACAGGAAUACUAUCAUGAACACUAAUUUUAAUUUCAUGCUCACUGGGAGAUAUAAAUGUCUGAAAGCAGAACUGAGGGUUUAUUUGGGUUAAAAAUCUGUUUGAAGCUCUUUUCUGAUGUUAAAAUGAUUCUGUGGUCCAUGAUGAAGAGCUCAGUCCCAAAUGGUGUCCUAUAAGCCCUGUAAUACGUUUAAGUCCAUACUCGAUCUAUAGAGAAAGAAGCUUGGAAUGGGAGGUUUGGCUAAAAUAUGAGUUUUAGGACCAGAUUCCUACAGUUUCAGCCAAGUUCCUUCACUGUGAUUGGUCCACAGUAAGGUCUAUCAAAAAUCCCCCAUGGUCAUCCAGUUCCUACAGCUUCACAGUCCUCAACUGCAGGGCUAAGAGCACCAUUUGGGGUCAUUUGCGCUUUAUUCGGAAGUCCUGAGAUGAGAUAAAGUGUGUGUUUGUGGAGAAAAGAAAGGAAAAUCAACGGUUAAUGUAGAUGGAGGGAGAUGAAGAGGUUAUAUUAAAGUAAAGUAAGAUUUAAUAGCACUUUUCCUCUGCAUCGUUCCUACACUACUCGACUUUACUCUACAGACAAACUCCAGUCCAGCUAAGCUUCUUUAAUACAUUUACAUUCUACUAAAAUAUAUUCAUUUACAAUCAGCAUAUAUGCAGCUGAAACAGGGAACAGUGCACUAUAGGACUCUGUGGGCGUGGCCUAAACUUUUCAAUCACUCAACCUUUAAUUUUACAACCCUCAUUUUCAGUGUAACUGAGCAUUUACAAAAACAGAGAUUGACAUGAAAGAAAAUAAUAACUAAAUUUAAUCAUUUUAAAAUAACAGUAAAUAAAAAAUUUAAAUAGAUACAAAAUAAAAGUUGAUCAUAAUAAUAAUAAUAAUAAUAAUAAUAAUAAUAAUAAUA